Messenger RNA from Saitoella complicata NRRL Y-17804, 1003 nucleotides. RefSeq names its product Snf7-domain-containing protein. Gene Ontology annotation, cellular component: multivesicular body; ESCRT III complex. Gene Ontology annotation, biological process: late endosome to vacuole transport; endosome transport via multivesicular body sorting pathway; protein transport. The coding region runs from base 178 to 837 and encodes 219 amino acids. The transcript has 2 exons. Lineage: Eukaryota; Fungi; Ascomycota; Saitoellomycetes; Saitoellales; Saitoellaceae. The record is from RefSeq and is a predicted model, not a curated record.
CCGACUAUCGAUACGCGACAGCAUAAACACCAGAUCAUAAACGUCAACCUUCCUGUCUUCAGUUUCUAGCAGGGGAAGAGUUUUCAGGAUCCAGUAAUCAUUAUUCACAGUCUAAGCUUUCAAUCGGCUCCACCCUAUAGUACAAACCUUCGUCCUUCUUCCCUCCGGUAAUCAGCGAUGGAGACCAUCCGCAGCUUCUUCUUCAAGCCAACACCACAAGAACUUCACCGGAAAUGGUCGACUCAGCUUCGUGCCGAGCAGCGCGCUCUCGAAAAGCAGCUCAACUCUAUCUCCCUUGCUGAAUCCAAGACCAAACGGCUCCUCAAGCAAACCGCCAAGACACGGCCAAGCGAUGUCGUAUCGCAGAAGACCUUAGCACGAGAAAUCGUCAGAGCACGAAAGGAAAGCGAAAGAGUCAGUAGGAGUAAAGCCUUAGUUGGAAGCGUCCUGAUGCAAUUAAAUGAACAAAUGGCUACGUACAAAAUCUCAAACAGCUUAAGAUCCUCGACAAAAAUCAUGAAAGACGUCAACACACUCGUCUCCCUACCCCAAAUAUCCGCACAAAUGCGCGAAAUGUCGAUGGAGAUGACGAAGGCGGGUAUUAUAGAUGAGAUGAUUGGAGAUACGCUGGAUGAGCUUGGUGUGGACGAGGAAUUGGAUGAGGAGGCUGAUGAGGAAGUUGACAAGAUUUUGGAAGAGGUUGUGGGUGGAAAGUUGGCCAACGCGGCGAAGGUCCCGGAGGGGAGGAUUGUGGAGCCAGAACCCGUACAGGAAGAGGAAGACGAGGAGGACGUAUUGGCUGGUAUGAGACAGAGAUUGGAAGCAUUGAAAGGAUAACGACAAUAGUUUUUGGCUACGAGGAGCGGUUGUACGCUGAGCAAAGCAUCCGUCAAAUGAUGAACACGAAUGGAACAUGAGCGGAAACAUGAUGAAAGAAGGCAAAUAACAAAGAAUGAACAACUCCCACGUUUUUAGCAAAGAGAACGCCGAUUUCCAACAUGAU